Phoenix dactylifera (date palm) is the source of this 893-nucleotide messenger RNA. Its product is annotated as jacalin-related lectin 19-like. The record is from RefSeq and is a predicted model, not a curated record. Gene Ontology annotation, molecular function: carbohydrate binding. Lineage: Eukaryota; Viridiplantae; Streptophyta; Magnoliopsida; Arecales; Arecaceae.
GCAUGGUUUCUGGGGUCUCUUUGGUAGUAGAGUAGUCCGAGAUUAGAGAAGUGCAGUCCCGAGCAUCUUGGGCCAAACAAACCAUUAAGCUUCAGGAUGAGUUCAAUAUUGAAUGAUGAGGUCCUUAUUAAAGUUGGACCGCGAGGGGAUAUUCUGAGUGGAAAAACAGAAUGGGAUGAAUCAAGUUAUGGAAAUGUGAAGCAGAUCUUUAUAACUCAUGGAAAUGCCAUAAAUUCCAUCCAAAUGUUGUAUGACUUCGACGGAAAUUUAGCCCUUGCACACAGGCAUGGAGGGGAUGGAGAUAACUUCGUCUGUAUUAAUUUUGAAUCUUGGGAGUAUUUGACAUCCUUAACUGGUUAUUAUGGGCCCAUCGAGCAAAAGGGUCCGGUGGUCAUACGAUCGCUAACAUUUGAAACCAACGGGAGCACUUAUGGGCCAUACGGUCGAGAAGAGGGUACCCCUUUUCGUUUCAACUUCCAGGCGGGUGUCAAGUUUGGUGGAUUUCAUGGGCGUUGUAGUAGUAAUUAUCUCGCUGCCAUCGGUGCAUAUGUGAAGACAAUGGCGAGGCACUAUUUCAAGCCUGAUCCUCCUAAAUAUAACAUCACACCGUGUUUGUGUUCUUCCACGACAGAGUUGCCAGCAUGUGUUACACCAAGUUAUUCUCGACGUUAUUCUGCUCCAGCAAGUACAUGAACUCCUGGACCGUCCUGAUUCAAUCUCAAGUUCCGAUUCCUUGUACUCGUGGUAUAAUGUGGUCAGUUUGGAUAUGUAAAUAUUUUUACUUAUGAGUUACAAUAUACUAAGAAUAAGUGCUUCUUAAGAAAAUGAAUGCCGAAGUUAGUCUGUAUAUGUAAUAAUAUGGUUUAUACAUUUGUCCUGGUUUCUCAAAAUUA